Pyrus x bretschneideri (Chinese white pear) is the source of this 1786-nucleotide messenger RNA. Its product is annotated as ethylene-responsive transcription factor CRF2-like. Gene Ontology annotation, biological process: regulation of DNA-templated transcription. Lineage: Eukaryota; Viridiplantae; Streptophyta; Magnoliopsida; Rosales; Rosaceae. The record is from RefSeq and is a predicted model, not a curated record. Gene Ontology annotation, molecular function: DNA binding; DNA-binding transcription factor activity. The transcript has a single exon. Bases 568 to 1593 code for a protein of 341 amino acids.
GCGAGACGGUGCUUCUUCUUUUUCUCUCUCACUUACUCCACACACUCCCCUCAUUUCUCACUACACCCACCACCGCUGCCGCCGCCGCCGUCACCACUCUCUCUGCUUUUCAGAAACCGAUUCCGAAAACAUUUAUUCCCCUCCCUUUCACCUUUUGCCUUUCGGAGCUUUUCUGAAAAUCUCCCAUUCUUUUCCCGUACCGUUUGCCGAGAAGGCCUGCCGCUUCCUCCCUCACGCUCUUUCCCUUUUCACUCCUUUUCUUGACGACGCUUUCCGUGAAAUUUCUCGUCGUUUUAUGGUACUUUUUGGUAUGUUUCACUCCGUUUCGAGCAGCAGAAGCAGCUUCUCCUUCACGCCUGUUUCCGCUUCUUUUCUCUCACUCUCUGUCUUUAUUAUUCUCUCCGCCUCGUGUGCUCUGAAAGAAUCUCAUCUUUUUCCUUCUGCUUCUCCACCUCUAUUUUAACUCACCACCGCUGACUCGCUCACCCACUCACUCACUCUCCCGACUCGCUCUCAAUGCCACUCAGCUUCUGAUUUGUACUCUCCUUUGAUUUUCUUCCGAGCGAUAUGAAUCAUCCAGCUGUCAAAUACACGCAGCAUCGGAGCCACACCAAGAUGGUGGCAAAUUCGGCGGAAACGGCGGAGUUCAAGUUGGUGAGGCCGCGUGUUGUACGGAUAACGGUCACCGACGGAAACGCCACCGACUCCUCAAGCGACGACGAGGCCGAGGAGUCUUCGUUUCCUGGUGCUCGCCACCGGGUCAAGAGGUUCGUCAACGAGAUUACUAUAGAGUCCUGCUCAAACAGGGACACCGACUCUGCAGUUUGGAGGAGUCAGACUACGAGGACCGGGAGGAAGAGGCCGGCUGGAAAAUCUAGAGCUCAGGCGAGGGGUCGGAGGGAUUUGAAGGCCAUUGCUGCUCCGGCAGGGAAGAAGUUCCGUGGCGUGAGACAGAGGCCAUGGGGAAAAUGGGCGGCGGAGAUUAGAGAUCCUCUGCGACGUGUACGGCUCUGGUUGGGAACGUUUGACACGGCCGAGGAAGCGGCUGUGGUGUACGACAACGCUGCCAUUCAGCUGCGUGGAGCCGACGCGCUCACCAACUUCGCUCCUCCUGCGGCGAUAUCUCUGCCUGACGUUAAGCCGGAAGUUAGCUCGGGCUUUUAUUCCGGCGACGAGUCGCACAACCACCUUUGCUCUCCGACUUCCGUGUUACGGUGUCCCUCGCCUUCCAACGAAGAGGGAGAGUCGCCGUGUCCGAAACAAGUUCCGGAAGCCACUGAAGCCCGAAAUGUCCGAGAAGACUCUUGCGUUUCGGAGAGCUUGUCCGAGUUUUCCGAUUACAGGAGUUUCGAAACGUUUAUUCCGGACGACAUGUUUGACUUCGAAACCUCGAUACCUGACUUCUUUGAGGAGACGAGUCUCGGAGAUGAUGUCGGUAUUUUGAAGGAAGAAAUGACCGAUUUCGGAAACCUGGGCGAGAUGUUCGUCGAUUCCGUUUGGGAUUUCGGGUUCGGUUCGUCACCAUGGUGCACCGACGACUAUUUCAAAGACAUCGGCGACUUCUUUAGUUCCGAUCCUCUUGUUGCCCUGUGAGACGACAACGUAUGCAAUAAUGUAGUUUUCCAGUCGUGUAUAGCCGGUUUUACGGCUAAUUUUGGAUCGGCGGGAACGGAAAAUCGGAAUGUGUUUAAUUUAAUUUUUAAUAUUUUUUGCUCUUAUCAGUUUUGGUUUGUAAUUGAUUAUUUACUAAGGUGAAUGGACGGUUAGUUCAAGUUUUGGCCCCAAA